GCCAGUCGUGUUGGAGCGUCAUACGCAAGCCCUGUCAAUGAACAUUUGAUCAUUUGAAUUGUAUUGUUGCUCUUAUGUUUACAGUAUCUGUAUUUUCAUCUGCGCUUGCAAUAAUAGGAGCCAGUCUCUCCAUGAUGUCUUUGAGGAUGGUGCUGCCUGUACAUUUGUCGAAAUGACACCCAGUUAUGUUGCGCAGGGAAAAACUGGGUUUAGAUACCUGAAAGGUUCGCAUUGUUAACUUUAGUGGCAAUCUGCGUGAAUGGCAAAAAUGCCGCUGGGCCUAAAGCCCUGCUGCAGCGUCUGUAAGACGAACUCUUCAUCAAUGUGGAAAAAAGGAAGCCAAGGGGAAAUCUUGUGUAACAACUGCACCGGAAAGAGCAGCGCCCCAAGCAGUGCAGCUCCCGGGACUUCCUCCUCCACGUCUUCGGCGCAGCAGAACAACGGCGGUGGGAAGCAGUCUAAACAGGAAAUCCACAGGCGAUCAGCUAGAUUAAGAAAUACCAAGUACAAAGCUCCAGCUUCUGAGAAAAAAGUUUCAACCAAAGGGAAAGGAAGACGGCAUAUAUUUAAGCUUAAGAAUCCUAUCAAAGCACCUGAAUCUGUGUCUACAAUAAUCACGUCAGAAUCUUUAUUUUAUAAGGGAGUGUAUUUUCAGAUUGGAGAUGUUAUUAAAGUCAUUGAUGAAGAGGAUGGAAGACCAUACUAUGCUCAGAUCAGAGGAUUUGUUCAAGAUCAGUACUGUGAAAAAAGUGCUGCUUUAACUUGGUUAAUUCCUACAAACGAGAGCCCAAAAGAUCAGUUUGAUCCAUCAACCUACAUUGUAGGCCCAGAAGAAGACUUUCCCAGAAAAAUGGAAUACUUAGAAUUUGUAUGCCAUGCACCAUCAGAAUAUUUUAAGUCCCGAUCAUGUCCUUUUCCUACGAUUCCCAUUCGUCCAGAAAAAGGUUACAUUUGGACUCACAUUGGACCAACGCCGGCAGUUGCAAUCAAGGAAUCCAUUGGAAAUAACCUGUAGUGCGCUGCGGGAAUUAAAGCACAGACCCAGCUUCUGAUCGAGGCAGAAUUCCUGUUCUUGACAUCUUUUUUUAUUUCAUUCCACAGUUGACGAUCCUUGACAGGUACAUACUUUAUUUUUAAAUGAAGAGAAAGACUUGUAUAUUUUUUAAUAUUACGUUUUUUUUCCUGAACUGGCUUAAUCAGACAUUAAUAACUAUUUUUAAAAGUAAACAAAUGAAGCAAAUUUUUCAAUUAGCCUUAUGUGUUUUCAUUCAUCAUAUGAUUUGUAAAUAAAAGUAUAAUUAAUGAUGUAUUUGAUAUUUGUAUUGUUUACAUGUGAACUACAUAUUCUUGUAAGUUGUGAGGCCGUUUGCCUGUCAUAAAGCACAGUCAGUUUAGAUCCAACACAGUUGUAGGUCAGACUGGUCUUUACUGGUUUAAAUGGGGCUGGGUAAGAGUCCUGGCCUGUGCCGCGUGCACCUGAAAUAUGUAAAGCCCUGCUGGUCAGAGAGAUGAUGCUCUGGUCCCAUAUUGGGAUUCAAAGGGAAUUCACCACAAAAAUCGCAACACUCAAAAGUUUAAUAUCCAUAUAUUUGUCAACAUGUACUUUAUCAACAUGAGUUAAUGAACAAAACAAUAUCAUUAAAUUAUCUGAAGAGGUUUGUAUAGUAAAAUGUACAUUUAAAAUCAUUUACGUUCUGAUUUUAUGUAAAUGUAAAAUUACAGCUGUUUGCCUUGAAGUACAUUUUGGACAAAAAAUGAAAUUGGGUUAUUUAUGUAGUU
Messenger RNA from Erpetoichthys calabaricus (reedfish), 1779 nucleotides. It is a transcript of the gene gatad1, whose product is annotated as GATA zinc finger domain containing 1. Gene Ontology annotation, cellular component: nucleus. Gene Ontology annotation, molecular function: sequence-specific DNA binding; zinc ion binding. The record is from RefSeq and is a predicted model, not a curated record. NCBI's taxonomy places the organism in Eukaryota, Metazoa, Chordata, Cladistia, Polypteriformes, Polypteridae. Bases 260 to 1015 code for a protein of 251 amino acids. The transcript has 5 exons. Gene Ontology annotation, biological process: regulation of DNA-templated transcription; chromatin organization.